Rhipicephalus sanguineus (brown dog tick) is the source of this 1843-nucleotide messenger RNA. Its product is annotated as lipid droplet-associated hydrolase. The record is from RefSeq and is a predicted model, not a curated record. The coding region runs from base 207 to 1211 and encodes 334 amino acids. The transcript has 4 exons. Gene Ontology annotation, biological process: lipid storage. Gene Ontology annotation, cellular component: lipid droplet. Gene Ontology annotation, molecular function: lipase activity. NCBI's taxonomy places the organism in Eukaryota, Metazoa, Arthropoda, Arachnida, Ixodida, Ixodidae.
ACUGGGCCAAGUAUUCUCUCGGCUCCAGCUGUGAAGGAACGCGCUGAGUGCACGCGUGCGCGCCGUGUGUGUCUGAUGCCAGCGGUCGACUCGGCGACGCAUCGUAGCUGGGCCGCUCGCUGGUUUCCACGUUCGCUCGCUCGCUCGGCUCCGAACGGUGCCCUUGGGCAUCAGCGGUCUUCGUUCUGAAGCGCGGCCCAGUCAAGAUGGAGAAGGGCGGCGCCGCAUUGGAGUCCAGCUCAUGGAGCGACGUCGCCGCUCAGCAACAGCGAGGCGACGGCGUGCCCGUUCACUUCGUGUCGGUUAACAAGGUUCCGACGCAGGUGAUCUGCUACGGCGACCCCGGAAACCUGGCGCUGGACGCCGCCAAGCCCGUGGUCCUCGUCAUUCCAGGCAAUCCCGGCUCGAUCGAGUUCUACGCCGAGUUCAUGCGAGAGAUUUUCGAUGGCCUCAAGGGCAAGGUCAUCGUCUGGGGAGUCUCGCACGCCGGUCACGUGGCCCCGCCCAAGCCCAUGCAGAUACCCAACGUAGAAGACCAUCCGACACUGUACUCCUGCGAGGGUCAGAUCGGCCACAAGAUGUCCUUCAUCAAGCAGUACAUUCCGAGUGGAACGCCGCUCUUCCUGGUCGGGCACUCCAUCGGGUGCCACAUGGUCCUCGAGAUACUCAAGAGGGCCCCAGACCUCAAUGUGCUCAAGGCGUUCCUGCUUUUUCCGGCCAUCGAGAGCCUGGACUCGUGUCCCCGCGUGAGCAUCAUCAACCCCCUGGUCACCUACCUGCGGCCUCUGACCGUGGCCUCGCUGUCCGCGCUGCGGUUCCUACCGCGCACUGUGCAGAACAUGCUCAUCCGCUUCUACAUCUACCUCGCCACCUCGUGCACAACGCCGCACCGGACGUCGCUGAGCGGCGCGCAGAACUACUUCCGGCCGGAGUGCCUCAUGGCCUGCUUCGUGUUCACGCGCGACAUCAUACAGAACGUGCGCGAACGGGACGACGCCACCAUCGGGCGGCACGCGGACAAGCUGGUCGUGUACUACGGCCAGAACGACCACUGGAGCCCCGUCGAGUACUACGACAACCUGCGCAGGACGUUCCCCGAGGCGGACGUGCGCCUCUGCGACCGAGGCUUCCGGCACGCCUUCGUACUCGACUGCAGCGUCGACGUUGGCAACAUGGUGCGCGGCUGGAUCGAGCCGUUCCUGCCUAGCUAGCGGCGUGUGCGUGCACCUCUCGAACUGUUGCUUCGUUUUUUAUGUCGCGCGCAUUGAAAGGUGUGACAUGCUGUCCCGUUUAUUUGCACCUCUGGACACAUAAGAGUGGCAAAGGUUACACGAUAACUGAAGCGGUUGUUAAUUAAAGCCCCCGAGAGAGGUAAGCUAUAAUUUGCGGAAAGCUGCGGUAGGAGCAUGGAUGAAGCCAUGGUUGUCACCCUGUAACUGGCGGUACAGCGUCCCUAUCGCCCCAUGGCAAGCGAACAUCGAGAACGGAACUGCAACGGAUGCUUUGCAAUGAUGAGGAAAUCAGACAGCGUGGAACUUGACGAUGAUUUUGUUAGGCCUGGUCGUAAACGUCUGGCUGCUUCUGUAAAUAAUGGAUCCCAGAAGAUAGUGUAAUACGUUGGCGCUGUUGAAAACAAGUCCCAAGUCUUUGUCCAAGGACCCGCGAUCACGUCAGAUCUUUUUAUACUUUAGCCGUGCCGACCGAGGUCAGAUAUUAUCGGUCAGUGAUAUGGCGGGAACGCGUUUUCGAUUGACCAAUUAUGGCGAUAUUCCAGACGACGUGCGUUGAUCAAAUAAGCAAGCCCGCCUUAACUUUGUUGCUCCAAUAAGACGUCGCACUGGCG